Molecule: messenger RNA, 837 nt
Organism: Symbiodinium sp. CCMP2592
Lineage: Eukaryota; Dinophyceae; Suessiales; Symbiodiniaceae
Source: the annotation of a GenBank genome assembly
AUGCUCCAACUCAGGAUGCUCACCGGGGAUGCUGUGGCGAGCAUGCCCGUUCAGGAGAUACCGGACGUCAAGGGCUUAAAGCUGCGCCUGAAUCAGCGGCAUGGCCUGCCCCCGCGGUUUAGGCAGAGGGUUCUCUUCCACGGCGAGAUUUUGGAGGAUGCCGUGACGCUGGACUCCCCCAUGAACUUAGACCUCGUUCUCUUGACGUUUGCUGAUGUUUCUGAAGAGCAGGUAGAAGCUCUUGCAGCGGCUGCUAUGCGGGGCUCCAUUUCCAAGGUUGAGUCCAUGAUGCAGCUGCCCCAAGAUCCGGACUCGAUUGGCACUCGACAGCAGCCAGCAGUGACCAUCGCAUCCAGGCAGGGUCAUGUUGAAGUCGUUCGCUUGCUCUUGGAGGCCGGUGCCGACAAGAACUUGGCCGGCUACCGUGGAUGCACAGCUUUGAUGACGGCAUCUGUACGCAGUCACGUUGCAGUCGUGCGGUUGUUGUUGCAGGCCGGCGCUGACAAGAACUCGGCUGACAACAACGGCACGACAGCUUUGAUGCUUGCUGCUGAGCAAGGUCAUGUCGAAGUCGCGCGCUUGCUGUUGGAAGCCGGCACUGACCAAAACUCGGCGGACAACACCGGCAGCACGGCUUUUUCGCUAGCAUUUCGGAAGCAUUCUGUCGAAGUCCUGCGCUUGCUGGCGGAGGCCCGUGCCCGCCAAAACUUAGCCGACACCGGCGCCAAGACGGAUUUGGCUGCCGAGUCUCCGCAAGGAGGUGUUGAGCUCGUGCGCUUGCUGGAGGCCGGCGACGAGAAGCACGUCUUCGGCAACAGCCGUUGUAGAGUUUCUUGA